AUGGAACAUGAUAUAAUAGCUGCUUUACGAUUUCUUAAUGUGAACAGCAAACAUUUAUUAUCAGACCCCCAUAAUCGUGUGAGUUCGUUCCGAGCAAAAACACUUGCUGAACUUUGUGCUAGAAACUUCUACCGUUCUCUUACUUCAUCUGACAUAACUUUAAAGAAACAACUUGAAUUAUUUCAGAAGAUUCCGAAUAUAUAUGUUGCUUCUAUGAUAAUGAAUUAUAUUCCGUCGAUUAACACUAUGAGUUCUAUCUUUACACCACAUUGGAUAUUAGAGCAAUAUUUUUGUGACCAAAAUGAUAUACUCGACAGGAUUGAUCAACAGUAUAGAAUAGAUGAUAGUGGCGAUGCUCUCUCUUCCAUUAUACAAAUGUUUAAUGACUUAGAUAAAGUAAAGAGAUACCCCUUUAAAAUUAAUAUCCAUUUAUAUUCAUAUCUUAGCCAAACAGAAAGGUUAGCACAGUUGAAAAAUUUGUGUGAGGUAUCAUUUUAUGAACAAAAUCCAGAGAUCUUAGAAAAAACUAUAUUGGGGUGGUUGACGUGUAUUAAGGUUAACGUCAAGACAUGGAGCAGCGUAACUCGUUUGAAUAUACCGUUUUUACGAGAUCCUAAAAUAUUAUUCAAACUACUUUAUUACAUUCCAUCUUUGGAUAUGGUAACUGUUGGUAUUGAAUCAAAUAUAAUACAAAAUAUUCCUGUAUUACGUCAUUGUUUGGUAUCACAUUCACUUGGACAAGAAUAUAUAUCCAAGAGAAAACUUGAGGAUGAUUAUCCAACACCAAUUGAGAUACGAACCAAAACUUUUCCAAGCAAAGUUGUCAGGACUGUUCGUGAUGGUAUAAAUAUAUAUUACUUAACGGUUCCUCUAAAUACAAUUGAGAAGGCAAGACAGAUAGAAGAACAUACGGUGAAAAAAGCUCCAAAACCAAAACGCCAAUUAAACAAAUCUCGCAUAAAUAGUAAAUUUCUGGAAAGAUUUAAAUAG
Molecule: messenger RNA, 990 nt
Organism: Maudiozyma barnettii
Lineage: Eukaryota; Fungi; Ascomycota; Saccharomycetes; Saccharomycetales; Saccharomycetaceae
Exons: 1
Coding region: 1-990 (329 amino acids)
Source: RefSeq, a predicted model, not a curated record